AAAAUUAGGGAUCGGGGAGGGGAAAGGGCCCCAUCGUUGCCUAGGUGUUCGUUUGAAGUUGGAGCAAGUUUUCGGGUUGGUGGGAGGGUGCGAGGUGAAGCGGGGUCCGUCGGUGAGGGGUACGAGGCCCGCAGCCCCCCAAAACAUAUAAACACCCUCCUAAUUCUCACCAUCCCGGCAAACCUUAGCGCCUCGGGCGAAAGCCCUGUUUCUGGAGGGUUUUUUGUUGAUGGUUUUGGUGACCUCGGCCCUUCUCUGUCGCUUUUUCAGGAUGAAUUUCAUCCCUUCAUUGAAGCACUUCUGCCUCACGUCCGAGCGUUUGCAUACACAUGGUUCAACCUGCAAGCCCGAAAAAGAAAAUACUUCAAAAAACAUGAAAAACGCAUGUCAAAAGAGGAAGAGAGAGCCGUGAAGGACGAACUGCUAAGUGAAAAACCCGAGGUAAAGCAAAAAUGGGCAUCCAGACUUCUGGCAAAGCUCCGGAAAGAUAUCAGGCCUGAAUUUCGGGAGGAUUUUGUUCUCACAGUCACAGGAAAAAAGCCUCCGUGUUGCGUUCUUUCCAAUCCAGACCAGAAGGGCAAGAUGAGAAGAAUUGACUGCCUUCGCCAGGCAGAUAAGGUCUGGAGGUUGGACCUUGUUAUGGUGAUUUUAUUUAAAGGUAUUCCGCUCGAAAGUACUGAUGGCGAGCGCCUUGUAAAGUCCCCACAGUGCUCUAACCCUGGGCUGUGCGUACAGCCCCACCAUAUAGGAGUUUCUGUUAAGGAACUCGAUUUAUAUUUGGCAUACUUUGUGCACGCAGCAGUUUUCACUUAUUCCGUGCUUGUAUCAAAUGACAAGUUGGAAACCAUUGUGGCAAACCGUUUUCUUUGUGGGAGUCGAACAGUAAAGCUAAUUUAUGACCGAUUUAAAAUAUUUGUACUUGCACCACCACAAAGAGGGCGUCGAUGGGAAUACCCCAAAGGCUGGUUAAUACCGAAAACCGCUGCAGAUAGCCAAAAUACCCGCAGAGGUAUCGGGGAGUCUGAAAAGGUGCAUAAGGCUUCGUGCCGUAAUCUUUUAGUACAAUUGGUGUUGAUUGUUGCUGCAUUAAUCCUGUUAAUAGCCGCAGCCCGCUCGGCGUGUUGCAGGGAUGUGAGAGGUGUUCUGACAAUACUCUACAUCACCGAAAGAGCUGUCACAGCGUCUCGAACUCCUGCGAGCCGCUCUGCGAAAGUGGAGCAUUCGACGGCGGAAACUAUUGCCGGCUCGUAUAGAAACACGCACCAUAUUGUUUACUUAAUUAUGCCGUAG
This is a messenger RNA of Apaloderma vittatum (bar-tailed trogon), 1290 nucleotides long. RefSeq lists its product as uncharacterized. Gene Ontology annotation, biological process: regulation of transcription by RNA polymerase II. The transcript is spliced from 3 exons. Gene Ontology annotation, cellular component: nucleus. The record is from RefSeq and is a predicted model, not a curated record. The annotation marks the transcript as partial. Gene Ontology annotation, molecular function: DNA-binding transcription factor activity, RNA polymerase II-specific; RNA polymerase II cis-regulatory region sequence-specific DNA binding. Lineage: Eukaryota; Metazoa; Chordata; Aves; Trogoniformes; Trogonidae.